Molecule: messenger RNA, 804 nt
Organism: Symbiodinium pilosum
Lineage: Eukaryota; Dinophyceae; Suessiales; Symbiodiniaceae
Source: the annotation of a GenBank genome assembly
CCGUAUGAAUGGCAGAUUGUCGAAGGUCUUGCAAUACUUCCAUGUGCCACUGCCUUUAUUCGAAGCCGGAUGCCUGACAUGAGGUACGUGCGCUGGCUUGACAAGAUGUUCAUGCUGCUCGUCCUCGUACCGCAUGCAGACGCUGCACGUCCUCAGAUGGCACUUGUGGGGAUGGAGGAGGAGUGGAAGUACACUGCAGCUGUUCAUGCAACCAGUGGCGGCGGCAGGCAUUGGUUCCCAUGCAAUGUGAUUUGCGGAUGCGGAUCAAAACCGGAUGAGUUUGCUCUGCACUACGACAACAUUGCAAGGGAGGUGGAUGAGGCCAGCUUCUUGGAUGGAGCUCAUUUCUACAAGCAUGCGCAGCACUCGCAGGCCGAAGUGGAGGAGCGUGCGAGAAGUGCUGCUUCUGGGCACAGUCAAGGCGUUGCUGCCGCACACAAGGAGGAGAAUGCAACGCAUUGGUCAGGGAGUUUCUUGGAGAAAGCUCGUCUCUACAGCCAUCUCGGUCUUACAGGUGGCGGGCAGUUGCAAAGCCAAGCAAUGCGCAAGGUAAGGUGGACAAUUGGCGCCUGGUUGUGGCGGAUCUGGUACUUCGUUUUCUACCUAGCUGUGGCUUGCGUGUGUGCUCUCGCUGUGAUCGUGUGCAUGGCCGACAAGCAGAGGGAAGGGGCCGGCUGCAUAGAGACAGCGUGCAGCGCCUGCUGUUGUUCGACUUGCUUGUUCCUUCUUGCCAUGUUCUUCUUUUCGCUAACCAUGACUGCGGGAAGAUACCUCGCAACUUGGUGCACGUGCAACUGCACCUGA